Messenger RNA from Danaus plexippus (monarch butterfly), 3275 nucleotides. Its product is annotated as connectin-like. Lineage: Eukaryota; Metazoa; Arthropoda; Insecta; Lepidoptera; Nymphalidae. Gene Ontology annotation, molecular function: protein binding. The transcript has 3 exons. The coding region runs from base 133 to 1608 and encodes 491 amino acids. The record is from RefSeq and is a predicted model, not a curated record. Gene Ontology annotation, cellular component: plasma membrane.
CUGCCGUGGGGAUAAGACGUGUCGUGAUCGACUUCUCGCUUUCGAUAGCGUAAUAAACUUUAGUGUUUAGUUGUAAUAUAGAAUGUGAAUUUUGGGACUGAUUAAGAAGGAAAAUUUAUUUCAAUAAACGCCAUGGAACAAGUUGGCAAGUACUUCGUUAUAAUUGCAUCAUUAAUGUCUGUUGAACUAACUGUCACGGAAAGUAAAAAUGAAACUAAACCGAAAAUUGAUAGACGGCACUAUCAAAUGCCACUCUUUAUCAAUGUCUGCGAUAUUGUCGAUCGAAGAUCCAAAGUACACUGCUACUGUGACAGUAAUAAGCCCAAAAUGGCAACUAGAGCAGACUGCUGGAUAUUCGGUGGCGGAUUAACCGAGGAUGAUCCGAUUUGGCCAAGCUUUUCCUCUCAAUCCGAAAUAGAACAUCUCAUGUUUAACGUUAGAACCGAUGAUGCGUUGAGUUUUGUACCAGCUAAAGCCAUAGUUAGGCUUGAUAGACUGAAACACUUGUCUAUACAGUUUGGAACGAUCAAAAGAAUUUAUCCAUAUGCAUUUACAAACUCAUCAACUUUAAAACAGAUUGUUUUGAAGUCUAAUAAAAUUGCACAUUUGGAAAAACAUGCUUUUGCCCAAAUGAUGAUGCUCUCAAACUUGAGUCUGGAUGAUAAUCAAAUAACUGAACUUAAGAGAGAGGUAUUUUUUAAUUUACCAAAUUUGCACAUAUUAAAUUUAUCAAAUAAUAAUUUAAGUCUUUUGCACGAAGGUUGUUUCAAACAUUUAAAUAACCUGAUUGAACUAAAACUAGAUUACAAUUAUAUAACAGUUAUUACAAGAGAAACGUUUGAGGGGUUGGAAAAUCUAUCUCGUUUAAACUUGAGAAACAAUAAGUUGGCUAUGGUCGGUAACUUAGCGUUUAGCGAGUUGUGGGGAUUGAAAGAAUUGAUGUUAGAUAACAACGGUAUCGAAUACAUCUCAGAAAGGGCUUUCGGAGGACUAACACAGUUAAAGAAGUUGACCUUAUCUGGGAACAAGUUGGCAACUUUUUAUGAUGACAUUCUUGAAGAUAUGAGGAGUCUUAGUGUCUUGGAUCUGAGAGACAACCUAUUGACGACAAUAUCAUAUGAAACCAUACGGCCCAUUUUGAAUAACGAAAAAUCUCAGUCAUCAGUAGUUUAUUUGGAUGGUAACCCACUUAGCUGUAACUGCCGUUUAUCUUGGAUAUAUGUGCUCCGUAAUGAAACUCAGGAUACCACUAUGAAGCAUGCUCUUGAAAAAAUAUCUUGCGUCUCAGACCCCACAAAUGAUAGACGAAUAAGUGAACCAAAAGAGGAAGAGGUCGAAAAUAGUAACAUUUUAGCAGAUGAUCAUUAUGACUACUAUGAUAAAAGUGACGAUUAUAGUAAUGACAAAGAAAAAACUAAAAUAGGUACAGCCAUUAGGCUGAUAGAUAUACCCUUAGAGACUCUCCCUUGUCCGAAAGAAUUAAUGCAGUCGAUUGAGGAAACGUACGGCCAUCCAGUGCAAAAUGAAAUACGAUUAAAAGCCUUCUCUAGAGUUGGGAGAGAUUUACCUAACUUUCUAUUCUUCUUGACAUUGUUACUAUUAUUUUAAAAUGGAAUGUUAAAACAAAACAAAUGUUUGUGAUAUUAGACUUUAAUUAUACGCAUAUCUAUUUAGUCAUAACUUUGUUAUUACUCUAAAAUUUUAGGUUAUCAAGAGUUAGUGUAGUCCUGGACCGUAUGGUUUAAAUAGAUAUUUUACUCGAAUUGUAUAUACAUUUGUUUAUAGUUUUAGAAUUGUAUAGGCUCUGUUUAUGUGAUGUACAUUUCUGUAAAAUAAUAAAAUUUUCUUGCCAAAUUACCACAUAUAGAUACAAGUAUAAUAUAGAAGAUAUUUCCCGAAAUAAUUUAGAUUUCUUUAAUGUUUGCAUGCAUGUUCCAGUGUUUAUGUGUUCUAAUAGUAAGGAAUAAUAAAGCAUGAUUAAAAAUUACUCAACUGCAAAAUGUUAAAUGUGUAGUUCUUAUCAAAAGCUUUGUUUAUGAGAUUAUUUUGCAUUAAAUAAGUAAGUGAUAAAUAAACAAUUUUAUUUUUCACACGAUUAAAAUAGUUAACGAUCUUAGAGGAUAUUUUUAUUAUCAUUCUGUCACUUUUAGUAAAUAUUACCUAAAUAUAUCUGUGAAAUUAUUUGAUGACUGAAGUUUCUUAAACAGAGACAGUUAAUCAGUCUUCCUGGACAUAAAAGCUUAAAUACUCAAAUAACCGCUUGACUACAAACCGUGAAAUUCAUAAAAUAGUUUAAAUUUCCUUGUUCUAUAUCAGGUUAAACAUUAUUUUAGUUAUACAUAAAGAAAACUUUCCUCAUAAACCUAAGUUGUUUCAUAAGUAUACUUGACUUUUCGCCGAUGAACUUUUACACACAAAAAAAAAACAACACCAACGUAAUAAAUAAUAAAUGAAAUGUUAAAACUUUUGUCACGCGCCAUAUUUAAGUGAAAAUAUGGACCCUCGCUGAUAUUAUUUUAAAGGCUAACGAAAUUGUAAGCGAACAUAAAAAAUCACAGCUCCCCUCCGGGAUAGCACUGCGGUUUUUGCCAGUUUUUUAAUAUACGCGUGCUUCAUUCCAUUAUAAUUCCAUUACAUAGCAUGUGUAAAUUUAAGCAAAGUGUACAUUAUAAUUUUUAACAACAUUAUUAGGUUGUACUACGAAUAUAUUAAAUCAUGGAAGUUAUAUCUUUAAACUGAACUAUUCAAAACUCCUUUUUAUUAAUGGACUUGUUGUGGAAUUUGAAAUAAAUUACGUUUUACAUAUAAAGGUGUACACACUUCGACAUAAGUUGAGAUGUUUUAAAAUAUGUUUUACUGAACGAAACAUGUGUUAUUAAUGCCUUGUUAAUUAAAUCAGACAUACUAUAUUAUUAAUAAAAUACCUAUACAUCGCUUUGCAAACACCAACGCCUGUUUAACACCUGAAUGUGGCUGGUAUGUUCCAAUGAAAAGAUCUUCAACCAUUAUGGCCACCAGCACUAUAUCCGCUGUAUGAUAAUAUGAAACAAGCAAAAAGUUUUCACUUAUUGAUGUUAGGAAUGUUUCUUCGGAAUAAAUUGUUGUGCUCUACUAGUUAUAAUUUUAUUUAUAGAUAUUAAAUAUGUUUUUACGCGUGCUAUGUUAACAUUUCCUAGAUUUCAACAUUGCAAUAUUUUGGGUAAACGUUAUUUAUAACAUAGAUGUAAAUGAAUAUGUUGUGGAUAUUUCAGUAUCUGUUGUAUUAAAUAUUUCUA